AUAGUGACGGGUCCUGGCAACCCGGGGACGCCAGAGGGAGUUAGGCCUUUCACUGAGCCUGCGGAUGAGCCCCCCUCAGUUACCUACCACCCCCGGGUGAGCUCUUCCCCGUAACUCCCCCCCCCCCCGGGACACCCCGCCAUCAUGUCGCUGCCUGGGGAGGGAGACAAGAGGAAACGCUUCAUAUCGGUCACCGCAGCAAAUUAUUUCGGCCUCGCGGCGUCGGCCGAUACCACCGACCCGUCCAGUGCGCUCGUUGCCAGCCCCCAACUGGCCAGCUUCCUGGACGACGGCAACGAGUUCCUCCUCACUGUGCGGCACUCGGGCACCCAGCUCACCGUGUCCAACAAGGUUGAAGCUGGUGAUUCAAAAGAUAAAGUAUUGGUAUUCUUUAAGCUGCGACCAGAUGCUAUUACAGAAGAUAAUCUUCAUAGUAAUAUUCUUGUGUCAUCUAUGUUAGAUUCACCUAUUAAUACACUUUAUCAAGCAGUACGGCAGGUAUUUGCACCAGUAUUAUUAAAGGAUGAGAAAUGGAGUAGGGAGUUUGAUCCCAAACUCCAGAGCCUUCUGAGUGAGCUAGAGAUUGGUUUGGGCACUGUCCUCAGAAGAUCAGAUCCUAAUUACUCAGGAACCAAAUUCCGUGAAGAUGAUGUGCGCGCAAUACUUACACCAAAUGAUGAGUUUCAGUUCUGGAUAGAGCGUGCUCAUCGUGGAAGUAAAUCAUGUAGCAAAGAGAGAGCGUCUCAUUUUAAAGAUCUGUUUGAAGCAAUUGCAAGAGAUUAUUACAAUUUGGAUAGUCUCUCUUUAUUUGAAGUUGUGGAAUUAGUGGAGACUACUCGGGAUACUGUUGACGAUGUAUGGAGACAAACAGAACACGAUCCCUUUCCACAGCCACGCAUGCAAAAUCUUUUGGAUGUCAUAGGUGGCUCUCUUGGUAGGUUUGUUCAGAAAAAAAUGGGAACUUUGAAUCUGUGGGAGGAUGCUUUUCACAUUGUGAAAGAAAAUCUGAAGGCUGGUAUCAUGAUUUGUGAACAGUGGGUAGCUGCCUGUGAUCACCUAACUGGACAACUAUGGCAACGGUAUACACCACAUCUGUGGAAAAGUGAGAAAUAUGUUCCUGAAUCAUUAGACAAACUUGGCAAACGUCUUGAUGAGGUGCUGACUAUUAGAACACUUCAUGAAAAACUUGCAUAUUUUUUACCAGUGGGGGAACAGCAAACAUUGCAUCUUGCUCAGGUGUUUGAACCCUUUGCUGGCCUGAAUCCUGUGCACUAUAACCCCUACACAGAGCCUUUAUGGAGAGCUGCAGUGUCUCAGUAUGAGAGAAUUGUUGCACCAGUGGAACAGAAAAUAGCAAGCAAAUUGAAAACAUUUAUUUCAGAAAUUCAAGACAGUCCGCAACAGCUGCUUCAAGCAUUUCAGAAAUAUAAGGAACUGGUAAAACGCCCAAGCAUUAGUAAAGAGUUGCUUUUGGAAAGGGAAACUUUGCUAGCAAGACUUCAGGACUCUGUCAAAGAUUUUCGAACAGACUUUGAAGCUCGAUGCCAUGGUGUUCCUGGUGAUGUAUCUGGACCACUUUCAGGAAAAAAUCUUUCUGAAGUUGUCAAUAAUAUUGUUUGGGUGCGGCAGCUGCAGUUGAAGGUAAAUGAUGCCAUCAAGAUUGCAGAGGCUCUUCUUUCUGACUUGUCUGGAUUUCAAACAUUCCGUCAAAAUGCAGAUGAUCUUUUAGAACAGUUGAAGGUUUACGAACAAGAACAAUUUGAUGGUUGGUCCAGGGACAUUCAGUCAGGUUUGUCGAAUCCCCGGUCAGGACUUUGCAUGCAAGCUAGUAGUCCUAUUAUGGAGCUGGAUCAUUGUGAUGGAGAAUUAAAAAUACAUUAUUCGGAUCGUUUGGUGACUCUCCUAAGAGAAGUGCGUCAGUUAUCUGCACUUGGCUUUGUUAUUCCUGCUAAAAUACAGCAAGUUGCAAACACUGCACAAAAAUUCUGCAAGCAAGCAGUUAUCCUCAAGCAGGUGGCACAUUUUUACAAUUCAAUUGAUCAACAAAUGAUUCAGAGUCAGAAGCCAAUGAUGUUACAGUCUGCCUUAGCAUUUGAACAGAUCAUUAAGCAUUCGAAAGCUGGCUCUGGGGGAAAGACACAGAUAACGUGGGAUAACCCUAAAGAAUUAGAAGCAUACAUUCAAAAACUACAAGCUGCUGCUGAACGGCUUUCCACUGAAAACAGAAAACUAAGAAAGUGGCAUACUAACUUCAUUGAAAAGGUUGUAGUUCUCAUGAACAUUGAUCUACUGCGGCAGCAGCAGCGUUGGAAGGAUGGACUACAGGAACUAAGAACUGGUUUUGCCAGCCUUGAGUCACAGGGUUUUCUUCCUCGUGAUAUGAAAGCAUGGAGACAACACUGGAAUCAUCAACUCUAUAAAGCUCUGGAGCAUCAAUAUCAAAUGGGUUUGGAGGCACUCAAUGAGAAUCUACCAGAAAUAAAUAUUGAUUUAACUUAUAAACAAGGAAGAUUACAAUUCAAACCCCCUUUUGAAGAAGUACGAGCUAGAUACUACAGAGAAAUGAAGAGAUUCAUCUCCAUUCCAAAUCAGUUUAGAGGAGUGAGUGAAACAGAAGAGGAGUCCAUCUUCACUAUUAUGACUGAAAGAAAUGCAAAUGGAUUUCUGACUACUUUCAAUAAAGCAGAGGAUUUGUUCAGAAGACUGGCAGAAGUUUCAAACCAAUUUAAGGAAUGGAUUAUAAUUGGGCAAGUAGAUAUGGAAACUCUGGUGGAGAAACAUCUUUCUAGUGAACAAGAUUGGGAAAAAAACUUUAAAGCAUUAAAAGGGAAAGGGAAAGAAGUGGAACGCCUUCCAAGCACCAUCAAGAUAGAUUGUUUAAUUGUAAAUUGCAAUCCUGUGAAGACUGUGAUUGAUGAUCUUAUUCAGAAGCUUUAUGAUGUUCUUGUUCUAUCUUUAAGAAAGUCCAUACAAGCUCAUCUACAUGAUAUUUCAUCGUUUCUUACUGAUGCCAUGGAAGCAUUAAUAGUUAGGCCCCAGACUGUAGAUGAAAUUGGAGAAGAUAACUUAAAGUAUGGAAAUUUACAAGAAAAAAAAGCAGAGAUUUUUCUCCAGCUUCAAGAAGCUGAAAAUAAAAACAAGCUUUUCCGGACCGUGGCUGGUGGGGGUUUAGACACAAUCAGCAACCUGAGAGCUAUGUGGGAUAAAUUUGAAUUAAUGAUGGAAAGUCAUCAACUUAUGAUUAAGGAACAGAUUGAAGUAAUGAAAGGAAAUGUGAUGUCACGUGUUAAUGUGUAUCUUCAAGAACUAGAAAAGUUUAAAGUUCGCUGGGAUCAGCUAAAGCCCAGCGAUGAUAUCAUUGAAGCAGGCCAUCAGGAUAUGCUUGAGAAAAGUGCUCAGACCAUAAAGGAAAAGAAAAUUGAGUUUGAUGAACUUGAAGCCACAAAGAAAAAACUGAUCGAGGACUGCCAUCAUUUUGAAUUAGAAGAGCCUGAUUUCUCUUUGGCAAAAGCUGUAUGUAGAGAUAUUGAGAACUGUGCAGAAGUAUGGGCACUAUAUGAAGAAUUUCAUCAAGGUUUUCAGGAAAAAGCCAAAGAAGACUGGAUUACUUUUAGGAGUAAGACUUACCUGUUUGAGGAAUUCUUGUUGAACUGGCAUGAUAAGCUGAGGAAGAUGGAAGAACACACUGUAAUGACUGUGAAGUUGCAAAAAGAAGUGGACAAAUACAAAAUGACACUUCCUGUCCUGAAAUAUGUUAGAGGAGAACACCUGUCUCCAGAUCAUUGGCUGGACCUCUUUCGUCUUCUUGGUCUCCCUAGAGGCACUAGUCUAGAGAAUUUGUUGUUUGGAGAUCUACUCAAAGUGUCAGAUGUAAUUGUAGAAAAAGCAGCAGCACUUAAGGAUUUGAAUAGUCGGGCACAAGGUGAAGUCACAAUCAGAGAGGCCUUACGUGAACUUGAGCUCUGGGGUGUUGGAGCAGUCUUCACAUUAACAGAUUAUGAAGACAGCCAGAGCAGGACUAUCAAACUAAUUAAAGACUGGAAAGACAUAGUUAACCAGGUUGGAGAUAAUCGCUGUCUUCUUCAGUCCCUAAAGGACUCUCCAUAUUACAAAGGCUUUGAGGAUAAAGUGUCUAUCUGGGAAAGAAAACUUGCUGAGCUGGAUGAGUACCUGCAGAAUUUAAACCAGAUUCAAAGGAAGUGGGUGUAUUUGGAACCCAUUUUCGGUCGUGGAGCUCUACCCAAAGAGCAGGCACGUUUUAAUAGAGUUGAUGAAGACUUCAGAUCCAUAAUGAUAGAUAUCAAGAGGGACAAUAGAAUAACAUCACUGAAUGCUCGGACAGGAAUGAGGCAUGCGUUGAUUACCCUACUUGAUCAGCUUCAGAGAUGUCAAAAAUCCUUGAAUGAAUUUCUGGAGGAAAAGCGUUCAGCAUUCCCUAGAUUCUAUUUCAUUGGAGAUGAUGAUUUAUUAGAAAUCUUGGGACAGUCCACUAAUCCUUCAGUGAUUCAGUCUCAUCUUAAGAAACUUUUUGGUGGAAUUAAUAGUGUCAGCUUUGAUGGGGACUUUAAAAACAUAAUUGCAAUGAAAUCUUUAGAGGGAGAAGUUGUACCUUUUAAAAAUAAAAUUCUUCUCUCAAGUGAUGUUGAGGUUUGGUUAAAUUGUUUGGCUUUGGAGAUGAAGGACACAUUGAAACAAUUAUUGCUUGACUGUGUUACUGCUGGAAGACGUUCACAAGGUUCAAUUGAUCCAUCACUCUUUCCUUCCCAGAUUCUUUCCUUGGCAGAACAAAUUCAGUUCACUGAAGAUGUUGAAACUGCUAUCAAAGAACAUAACCUGCAGCAGAUAGAGUUAGAACUUACGGCUAAACUGGAACAUUAUACCAGUAUAGAUACUAGUAUGGAAGAUCCAGGGAGAGUAGAAUCUGGAAUCCUUGAGCUCAAGCUUAAAGCACUGAUUCUUGAUAUUAUUCAUAACAUUGAUGUGGUGAAGCAGCUAAAUCAAGCCCAGAUUAAUAGUGUUGAUGACUGGGUGUGGAAGAAACAACUCAGAUUCUAUCUGAAAGACCAAAAAUGUUACAUUCAAAUGGUAGAUGCUGAACUCCAGUAUACCUAUGAAUAUCAGGGUAAUUCCCCGAAACUUGUUUAUACACCAUUGACAGAUAAGUGCUACUUAACUCUUACUCAGGCUAUGAAGAUGGGCCUCGGAGGAAAUCCUUAUGGGCCAGCUGGAACUGGAAAAACAGAAUCAGUAAAGGCUUUGGGUGGACUUCUUGGAAGACAAGUUUUAGUUUUUAAUUGUGAUGAGGGUAUUGACGUGAAGUCGAUGGGUCGUAUUUUUGUUGGUUUGGUGAAGUGUGGUGCCUGGGGAUGUUUCGAUGAGUUCAAUAGGCUGGAGGAGGCAGUAUUGUCUGCAGUGUCCAUGCAAAUUCAGACAAUUCAGCAUGCUUUGAAGAAGCAUAGACCUGUAUGUGAACUACUUGGCAAGGAGGUUGAAAUGGAUCAUAAUUCUGGAAUUUUCAUCACUAUGAAUCCUGCUGGAAAAGGUUAUGGAGGAAGACAAAAACUGCCUGAUAACCUCAAACAGCUUUUUAGGCCAGUUGCUAUGACUCGUCCAGAUAAUGAACUCAUUGCGGAAGUUAUUCUGUAUUCAGAAGGUUUUAAAGAGGCUAAAACCCUUGGCAGAAAGUUGGUGGCUAUUUUUAAUCUAGCCAGGGAGCUUUUGACACCCCAGCAACACUAUGACUGGGGCUUAAGAGCAAUGAAGACUGCUCUGAGAGGAUGUGGCAAUCUCCUUCGUCACCUGAAGAAAAAUGGAAUGAAGGAAAAAAUUAAUGAAAGCCAUAUUGUGGUCCAAGCUUUGCGCCUCAAUACCAUGUCAAAGCUUACAUUUGCAGACUGUGCCCGGUUUGAUGCAUUGGUUAAAGAUGUGUUCCCUGGCAUUGGUUUUAAGGAUGUAGAAUAUGCUGAAUUAACCACUUCUUUACAACAAGUCUUUGAGGAAGCCAAUUUGGAAAUUAUAAACACCCAGAUCAAGAAAGCUUUGGAAUUGUAUGAACAGCUACGUCAGAGAAUGGGUGUGGUUAUUGUAGGUCCGAGUGGUGCAGGUAAAUCAACGCUUUGGCAGAUGUUAAGGACAGCGCUUGGUAAAACUGGCAAAGUGGUGAAACAAUAUACUAUGAAUCCCAAAGCUAUGCCUCGACAUCAGUUACUAGGUCACAUUGACAUGGAUACCAGGGAGUGGUCUGAUGGUGUGCUUACAAGCAGUGCUCGACAAGUGGUACGAGAACCGCAAGAUGUUAACUCAUGGAUAAUCUGUGAUGGUGACAUCGACCCUGAGUGGAUUGAGUCUUUGAAUUCUGUCCUGGAUGACAAUCGAUUACUCACUAUGCCCAGUGGAGAAAGAAUUCAGUUUGGCCCAAAUGUAAACUUUGUAUUUGAAACACAUGAUCUGAGUUGUGCCUCUCCUGCCACAAUUUCACGGAUGGGAAUGAUCUUCCUGAGUGAUGAAGAUACGGAUCUUAAUUCUUUGAUAAAAUCUUGGCUAAGAAACCAGCCUGAAGAAUGCAGACAUAAUCUUGAAAAUUGGAUUGGGAACUAUUUUGAAAAGGCAUUAAACUGGGUUCUAAAACAGAAUGACUAUGUGGUAGAAACAAGUCUAGUUGGCACUGUGAUGAAUGGGUUGUCUCAUCUCCGUGGAUGCACUGAUCGUGGACAAUUUAUUAUUAGCUUAAUGCGGGGUCUUGGUGGAAAUCUCAACAUGAAAUCACGACUGGAAUUUACAAAAGAGAUUUUUAAUUGGGCACGAGAAUCUCCACCAGAUCCCAGGAAGCCACUGGACACAUAUUAUGACCCUGACACUGGACAUUUAAUGUCAUAUCAGCUGAGAAAACCUAUACAUUUAACUGCUGAUGACUUUAGUAAUCUCCGAACACUUCCUGUCAUUCAAACCCCUGACAUGCAGAGAGGUUUAGAUUACUUCAGACCAUGGCUAGACUUUGACAAUAAGCAGCCAUUUCUUCUUAUUGGGCCUGAAGGAUGUGGAAAGGGAAUGUUGCUUCGUUAUGCCUUUUCCCAACUCCGAUCCACCCAGAUUGCUACAGUUCACUGCAGUGCACAAACUACAUCUCGACAUCUUCUCCAAAAGUUAAAUCAGACUUGCAUGGUAAUCAGUACAAAUACUGGGAGAGUAUACAGACCGAAAGACUGUGAAAGGCUGGUUUUAUACUUAAAGGACAUCAACCUGCCCAAACCUGAUAAAUGGGGAACCAGCACUCUAGUGGCUUUCCUGCAACAGAUUCUGACGUACCAAGGAUUUUACGAUGAAAAUCUUGAAUGGGUUGGUUUAGAAAGUAUCCAAAUUGUGGCAUCCAUGUCUGCUGGGGGAACAUUAGGAAGGCAUAAACUUACAUCCAGAUUUACUUCUGUUGUUCGUCUUUGUGCAAUUGACUAUCCAGAAAGAGACCAACUGCAAACAAUUUAUAGUGCAUAUUUGGAGCCUGUGCUUCACAAAAACCUAAAGAAUCACUCUGUUUGGGGUUCCUUACCAAAAAUACAUCAGCUGGCAGGAUCUAUGGUUCAAAUAUAUGAGCAGGUACGAGCAAAAUUCACAGUUGAUGAUCAUAGUCAUUACCUCUUUACACCAUACAUUCUUACUCAAUGGGUUCUUGGCUUAUUCAGAUAUGAUGUAACAGGAGGGUCAUCAACACACACACUAGAUUACGUUUUGGAAAUUGUUGCUUAUGAAGCCCGUCGCCUCUUCCGUGACAAGAUUGUUGGUGCUAAAGAACUCCUCAUAUUUGAUAAUAUUUUAAUGAAAGUGUUUCAAGGAGACUGGGGCUCAGAUAUCCUGGAGAAUAUGGCAGAUAGCUUCUAUGUAACAUGGGGAGCUCAUCAUGAGGCGGGAACAUUCAGAGCACCAGAGCAGGCAUUACCACCUCAUGGAAAGCCACUUGGCAAAUUAAAUUCAGAAGACCUAAAAGAUGUUAUCAAAAAGGGUAUUAUUCAUUAUGGACGAGAUAACAAGGAGAUAGAGAUUUUACUUUUCCAAGAAGUCCUUGAUUAUGUGUCCAGGAUAGACAGAGUGCUGAGUUUUCCUGGAGGAUCACUUCUUUUAGCAGGACGUAGUGGUGUUGGUCGUCGGACAGUUACCUCUUUAGUUAGUCACAUGCAUGGAUCUAUUCUGAUUACUCCCAAGAUUUCCAGAGAUUAUGAACUGAAGCAGUUCAAAAAUGAUCUUAAACAGGUGAUGCAGCUUGCUGGUAUUGAAGCACAACAGGUUGUAUUGCUGCUCGAAGACUAUCAGUUUGUCCACUCCACGUUCCUUGAGAUGGUCAACAGUCUAUUGUCAUCAGGUGAGGUUCCUGGACUGUACACUAUAGAAGAAUUAGAACCAUUACUGUCUCCUCUGAAGGAUCAAGCUGCCCAAGAUGGAUUUACAGGACCAGUCUUCAACUAUUUUACAUACAGGAUUCAGCAGAACUUGCACAUUGUCUUGAUUAUGGAUUCUGCCAAUUUAAAUUUCACAAUAAAUUGUGAGAGUAAUCCAGCACUGCAUAAAAAAUGUCAGGUGUUGUGGAUGGAAAGCUGGUCUGAAAGCAGUAUGAAAAAGAUACCUGAAAUGUUUUUUGCUGAUUUGGAUGAACAAGAAAAGACUGGCAGAGCACAUAAAGAACCUAAGAAAAAAUAUUCUGGUGAUUCUGAUUUUUUGAAAUCUUUUUUGGUGAUCCAUGAGUCCUGUAAAGCAUAUGGAGCAACUCCAAGCAGAUAUAUGACUUUCCUGCGUGUAUAUAGUGCCAUCAAUAGCAGCAAAAGAGCAGAGUUGUUAAAAAGGCAAAGCCAUUUGCAGGCAGGAGUGUCUAAGCUGAAUGAAGCCAAAGCCCUAGUAGAUGAACUGAACAGAAAAGCUGGAGAACAAAGCAUAUUACAAACUAAGCAAGAUGAAGCUGAUGCUGCACUCCAAGAAAUUACAGUGUCUAUGCAGGAUGCCAGUGAGCAAAAGACAGAAAUGGAAAAAAUUAAACACAAGAUAGCAGAAGAAGUGUAAAAAUUGAAAAAGAAAAAGAAAAUUGAAGAUGAACUAAAAGAGGUUCAGCCACUGGUUAAUGAAACUAAAUUAGCAGUUGGAAAUAUAAAGCAGAGUCUUUGUCAGAAUCCGGUCACUACGAAUGCACCUGACAUAAUCAGAGAUAUACUAGAGGGUGUUUUACGACUGAUGGGGAUUUUUGAUACAUGGGUGAGCAUGAAGAGUUUCCUUGCCAAAAGAGGAGUGAGAGAAGACAUUGCAACCUUUGAUGCCCGUAACAUUCCAAAGGAAAUACGAGAGAGUGUAGAAGAACUGCUGUCUAAAAACAAGACAUCUUUUGAUCCAAAGAUGCCUAAACGAGCUAGUAUUGCUGCCGCUCCACUUGCAGCUUGGGUUAAGGCAAAUGUCCAGUAUUCCUGUCUUGAACGAAUUCAGCCUCUGGAAAAAGAACAGGCAGGAUUGGAAGCUAACCUAAAGAAAACUGAAGACAGAAAACAGAAGCUAGAAGAUCUGCUUAACUCUGUUGGUCAAAAAGUGUCAGAACUAAACGAGAAGUUCCAGAGUAGAACAACUGAAGCAGCUAAACUUGAAGCUGAAGUCGUUAAAGCACAAGAAACACUCAAAGCCGCAGAGGUACUGAUUAAUCAACUUGAUAGGGAACACAAGAGAUGGAACACACAGGUUUCAGAGAUCACAGAUGAACUAGCCACUCUGCCUAAAAGAGCUCAGUUGGCUGCUGCUUUCAUAACUUAUCUUUCUGCUGCUCCAGAGGAUCAGCGAAAAAUUAGCUUGGAUGAGUGGACAAAAUCAGCUGGUCUUGAAAAAUUUGAUAUGAGGCGGUUUCUGUGCACAGAGAGUGAGCAACUAAUUUGGAAAAGUGAAGGUUUACCCUCAGAUGACCUUUCAAUAGAAAAUGCUCUUGUGAUCUUGCAGAGUCGAUUUUGUCCCUUUUUAAUAGAUCCUUCUUCAAGGGCUACAGAAUGGUUGAAGACACAUUUGAAAGAUUCUCGCUUGGAAGUUAUUAACCAACAGGAUGCUAGCUUCAUUACUGCUCUUGAGCUGGCAGUGAGAUUUGGGAAAACACUUAUUCUACAGGAGAUGGAUGGAGUAGAGCCAGUUCUUUAUCCGCUGUUAAGAAAAGAUCUUGUUGCUCAAGGACCACGAUAUGCUAUACAAAUAGGUGACAAAAUUAUUGACUAUAAUGAAGAAUUCCGCCUAUUUCUGUCAACGCGAAACCCAAAUCCCUUUAUUCCACCUGAUGCAGCUUCCAUUAUUACUGAAGUUAACUUUACUACUACAAGAAGUGGUUUAAGAGGACAGCUUUUAGCUUUAACUAUCCAGCAUGAAAAACCAGAUUUGGAAGAACAGAAGACAAAACUGUUGCAACAAGAAGAAGACAAGAAGAUACAAUUAGCUAAACUUGAGGAAUCUCUUUUGGAGACUCUUGCAACAUCACAAGGCAACCUACUUGAAAAUAAGGAUCUGAUUGAAUCUUUGAAUCAGACUAAAGCAAGUAGUGCACUCAUCCAAGAAUCUCUUGCUGAGUCUCACAAACUUCAAAUUUCUCUUGAUCAGGAGAGGGAUGCCUAUCUCCCUCUAGCUGAGAGUGCCAGCAAGAUGUACUUUAUUAUCUCUGACUUGUCCAAAAUUAAUAACAUGUACCGUUUUAGUUUGGCUGCUUUCCUCCGACUUUUCCAAAGGGCUUUGCAGAGCAAGCAGGAUUCAGAAAAUACUGAAGAAAGAAUUAUGUCUCUUAUCAGCUCAUUAAAACACAUGGUGUAUGAAUAUGUCUGUCGCUGCUUGUUUAAGGCUGAUCAACUAAUGUUUGCUUUGCAUUUUGUAAGAGGAAUGCACCCUGAACUUUUCCAAGAUAAUGAAUGGGAUACUUUUACAGGUGUGAUCAUUGGAGACAUGUUAAGAAAAUCGGAUUCACAAAGAGGUAUCCGUGACCAAAUUCCAUCUUGGAUAGAACAGGAACGAACUUGGGCAGUAGCAUCCCUGAAGAUCUCUCUCCCAGCUCUAUAUCAGACACUCUGCUUUGAAGAUGCAGAUCUGUGGCGUACAUUCUCUCAGAGCUCUACAUGUGAACAAGAUUUUCCAUCCAUUAUUGCAAAGAAUAUUACCCUAUUUCAACAGGUCCUUGUGGUCCAGGCUGUCAGACCAGACAGACUUCAGAGUUCAAUGGCCCUUUUUGCAUGUAAAGCCCUAGGAAUAAAAGAGUUGUCCCCACCACCCCUGAAUCUAAAACGUCUGUAUAAAGAGACAUUGGAGAUUGAGCCCGUCUUGAUAAUUAUUUCCCCUGGUGCUGAUCCUUCUCAAGAACUACAAGAACUUGCCAGUGUGGAAAGACAUGGAGAGUGCUACCACCAGGUUGCAAUGGGCCAAGGCCAAGCUGACUUAGCCAUUCAAACUCUAAAAGAAUGUGCACGCAAUGGAGAAUGGCUUUGUUUGAAGAACUUGCAUCUUGUUGUAUCUUGGCUUCCUAUUUUGGAAAAGGAAUUGAAUACUCUUCAGCCCAAACCUAAUUUUCGUCUGUGGCUUACUGCUGAAGUUCAUCCAAAAUUUACUCCGAUUUUGCUUCAGUCAAGUCUGAAAAUAACAUAUGAGGCCCCUCCAGGCCUAAAAAAGAAUUUGAUGAGAACCUAUGAAUCUUGGACUCCAGAGCAGAUUAGUAAAAAGGGCAAUUUGUCUCGAGCCCAUGCACUCUUUAGUUUGGCGUGGUUUCAUGCUGCAUGCCAAGAAAGAAGAAAUUAUAUCCCUCAGGGUUGGACCAAGUUUUAUGAAUUUUCUUUAUCUGAUCUCCGUGCAGGGUAUGAUGUUAUUGAUGGACUCUUUGAUGGUUCCAAAGAUUUUCAGUGGGAAUUUGUGCAUGGCCUGUUCGAAAAUGCUAUUUAUGGAGGCCGCAUAGAUAAUUACUUUGACAUGAGAGUCCUUCGGACCUAUCUGGAACAGCUUUUUAAUUCCAGAGUCAUUGGAGGUUUAAAUCUUAGGGGCAAGAAGAUGACCAGCUUCCCAUAUUCCAUCUCUCUACCCAGUUCCUGCAGUAUUUUGGAUUACCGUGAUAUUAUUGAAAGCCUUCCAGAAAACGAUAAACCCGAUUUCUUUGGCCUGCCUGCCAAUAUUGCACGGUCUUCUCAACGCAUGAUCAGCUCCCUGGUCAUUUCACAGCUUCGAAUCUUGAGCAGAUCAGUAACUGCUGGCUGCAAAUUUGACAGAGAAAUCUGGUCUAAUGAGCUUUCUCCUGUUCUCAGCUUAUGGAAGAAACUUAAUCAGAACUCCAACCUGAUUCAUCAGAAGGUGUCUCCUCCUACUGAGCAACAAGGAUCCCCAAUCUUAUCAUUCAUUAUUCUUGAACAAUUCAAUGCCAUUCUCCUAGUGCAAAGUGUCCAUCAGUCACUUGCAGCUCUCAGUAAAGUCAUCAGAGGCACCUCACUAUUGAGUUCUGAAGUACAGAGUCUAGCGAGUGCUUUAUUAAACCAGAAGUGUCCCCUCACAUGGCAGAGUAAGUGGGAAGGUCCAGAAGAUCCUUUGCAAUAUCUCAGAGGGCUUGUAGCUCGAGCACUUGCUAUCCAGAGCUGGGUGGAUAAAGCAGAAAAAAAGACACUGCUCUCAGACACCCUUGACCUCUCAGAGCUCUUCCAUCCAGAUACAUUUCUUAAUGCCUUACGACAGGAAACUGCAAGGGUAAUGAGCUGUUCGGUGGACAACCUUAAAUUUGUAGCAUCCUGGAAAGGUCAAAUACAAGAAGCAAAGCUCCAAGUUAAGAUAAGUGGCCUGCAACUAGAAGGUUGCAGUUUUGAUGGACAUCGACUUUCAGAAAAUCAGCAUGACUCUCCCAGUGUGUCAUCAGUUCUCCCUUGUUACAUGGGCUGGAUUCCACAGAAUGCAUAUGGUCCGUAUUCUCCAGAGGAGUGCAUAUCCCUGCCAGUCUAUACUAGUGCUGAGAGGGACGGUGUUGUGACGAAUAUUGAUGUGCCCUGUGGAGGAAACCAAGACCUGUGGAUCCAAUGUGGAGCUGCAUUAUUUUUAAAAAAUCAGUAAGAUGAAAGUACACUAACUCUGUGCAGUCAGGUUUUUGAAACAUCUGAGCUGUUUGUUGUCAGAUGGCUUUGGUUUUAUUAUAUGUUAAAUAUUAGUUUUAAAACAGAGGUGUAUAAAUCCCCAGAAUGUUUACAACUUUAAAAAAGAUGAGCUGGGAUUGGAAUACAUUGCAUCUUUUGAGGUGAUGUAAAAAUUAUCCGCAGUACUAUAAUGCCAGACGCACAAGUGGCAGUUUCUCAAGAUUGUAAUGUAAUUUAUUUUCUGUUCUAAUUUGUUGCAAUCUUAUAUUUUGACUAUUGCAGUCCCACAGAGAUUGAACAGAAGUGAAAAUCAAACAUGUUUUCUUUGUUCUGCUUCUUCUUGUAUCUUAUAUCUGUAUUCUGUCUGAUAUGUUAUAUUUACAAUUAUUAUGUAAUAAAAGUAGCUGAUGAGUCUUA
Molecule: messenger RNA, 13499 nt
Organism: Gopherus evgoodei (Goodes thornscrub tortoise)
Lineage: Eukaryota; Metazoa; Chordata; Testudines; Testudinidae
Gene: DYNC2H1
Product: dynein cytoplasmic 2 heavy chain 1
Biological process (GO): microtubule-based movement
Cellular component (GO): dynein complex
Molecular function (GO): dynein light intermediate chain binding; ATP hydrolysis activity; dynein intermediate chain binding
Source: RefSeq, a predicted model, not a curated record